This is a messenger RNA of Zingiber officinale, 1030 nucleotides long. Its product is annotated as membrane steroid-binding protein 1-like. Gene Ontology annotation, cellular component: membrane; endomembrane system. NCBI's taxonomy places the organism in Eukaryota, Viridiplantae, Streptophyta, Magnoliopsida, Zingiberales, Zingiberaceae. The record is from RefSeq and is a predicted model, not a curated record. The transcript is spliced from 2 exons. Bases 100 to 858 code for a protein of 252 amino acids.
UCCUUCCUCUUUGAAUAAGGGUCUCGCUUUCCAUUUCCCUUUUUCAUCUUUGCUUCGGGAUUUCCGCUUCCAAGAGAGUGCGAGAGAGAGGGAGAGCAGAUGGCGGUCGCGGAAGCUUGGGAGACGGUGCAGAAGGCAAUCGAGGCAUACACCGGUCUAUCGCCGGCGAUCUUCUUCACGGUGCUGGCGAUAGCCUGGGCGCUUUACCACUCGUUGGUGGGGUUCCUGGCGCCGCCGCCGCCGCCGCCUCGCUCAAGGGAGCGGGAGGAGGAGCCCCUGCCGCCGCCUCUCCAGCUCGGGGAGAUCACCGAGGAGGAGCUCCGAGUCUACGAUGGAUCCGAUCCUAAGAAGCCGCUCCUCAUGGCCAUCAAGGCUCAGAUCUAUGACGUCACCCAAAGCAGGAUGUUCUAUGGGCCUGGUGGGCCGUAUGCUUUAUUUGCAGGCAAAGAUGCAAGUCGUGCAUUGGCAAAGAUGUCAUUCGAACCAACAGAUCUGACCAGUGAUAUCUCUGAUCUAGGUCCUUUCGAGCUUGAGGCUUUGCAGGAUUGGGAAUACAAAUUCAUGAGCAAAUAUGUGAAAGUUGGGACAGUCAAGAAGGCAGUCCCUGAGUCUUCUGACUGUGGCCCUUCUGAAGUAACUGAGGGCACACAACAGGAUGUAUCCUCUGAAACAGGUGUGAGCAGAGAGCUGCCUGCAGAAACCAAGGAGGCUGAUCUUGACGCAGAGCCACCAACGGAGAAGGUUGUGAAAUCAGAUCAUCAUGAAGUGGAGCAACUGGCAGAAGUGAAUAGAUCUGAAGCUGACGACGGUCAUGUAGAGGUGAAAGAACUCGGUAGCAGCAAAGAUGCCAAAGAUUGAUUCCCUUCGCCGUUAUAUUAGCUCUUUCGCGACUCCCUCCGCCUUUGCACUAGCAUUAGACAACUUGUUAUUUUGGGUGCAUGAUUUUUCAUACAAUCUUGUUGCAGUUUCCGUGUUGACUCGUAUAUGCUCUAUUUGCGAAUAAAUGUUGUCUAGUUGCUCUCUUUUCGUA